Molecule: messenger RNA, 648 nt
Organism: Salvia hispanica
Lineage: Eukaryota; Viridiplantae; Streptophyta; Magnoliopsida; Lamiales; Lamiaceae
Product: protein MIZU-KUSSEI 1-like
Biological process (GO): hydrotropism
Source: RefSeq, a predicted model, not a curated record
AUGGCGACCUGCGGCGUCACCUCCGUCGACUGCGAGAAGCAAGUCCGGUCGUGGCGCCUCCUCCGCUCCAUGGCCGAGCUCCUCCUCCCCACGUGCAACUGCAUCAUCACUCAAGAAAACGAGCCACAUUCGCAUCCGCCACAAAUCAAACAAUUCCGCCACAAGCGAGCCUCCUCCGCCUCCGGCCCCACCACCGUCUCCGGCACCCUCUACGGCCACCGCCGCAGCAAAGUCACAUUGUGCAUCCAAUCAAGUCCGAUCUCAACUUCCCCAAUUCUCCUCCUCGAGCUCGCCAUCCCUACCAACGUUCUAGCGAAGGAAAUGAAGGGCGGAUCAAUCCGGUUCGCCUUUGAGUCGGGCGCGGGUGCGGGUCCCUUGUUGUCCAUGCCAGCGUGGACAAUGUAUUGCAAUGGGAGGAAAUUAGGGUUUGCCGUGAAGAGGAAACCCUCGAGGGCUGACGUGGAGCUUCUAGAAAAGAUGCAAAACGUCGUCGUGGGGGCCGGCCUAGCCGACGACGACGUGAUGUAUCUUCGCGGGAAAUUUGAAAGAUAUCAUGGCUCUUCGAAUUCGGAUUCUUUCCAUUUGGUAGACCCGGAUGCGGCUAGGAAUGGGCAGGAGUUGAGUUUUUAUUUUCUUCGAUCGUGUUGA